CUUUCACCAAACCCCAAACUUGAAGAUGAACAGCCGGUCGUUUUUCUUCUCAUUUUCCUUCUUUGUUGUCUUAGCAGGGGCAGCAGCUGGUGCUGCUGCUGCUCCUUUGCCUGCUGCAGAUAACCUGUUGCACCGUAAUGCCAUAGGUUUGCUCAGAAAGAGCUUUCCAGAGGGUUUUGUGUUCGGAACGGCAACAUCGGCAUAUCAGGUGGAAGGAAUGGCAGAUAAAGAUGGUAGAGGACCUAGCAUAUGGGAUGUUUUUGUCAAAAUUCCAGGUAAAAUUGCUAACAAUGCUACUGCUGAAGUUGCUGUGGAUCAGUAUCAUCGGUAUAAGGAGGAUAUUGAUCUAAUGCAUGAGUUGAACUUUGAUGCUUAUAGAUUUUCAAUUUCGUGGUCAAGAAUUUUCCCAAAUGGAACUGGGAAAGUGAAUCAGAAAGGAGUGGAUUAUUACAAUAGGUUGAUUGACUCGUUGCUCGAGAAAGGAAUUACUCCGUACGCAAAUUUAUAUCACUAUGAUCUCCCCCAAGCGCUUCAGGAGAAAUAUGGAGGUUUACUGAGUAUGAAAGUAGUCAAAGACUUUGCCAAUUUUGCGGAUUUUUGUUUCAAAACAUUUGGGGACAGAGUUAAGAACUGGAUGACUUUCAAUGAACCAAGGGUGAUAGCAUCUCUUGGAUUCGACAAUGGCAUUAAUCCUCCUUGUAGAUGUUCAAAGGAAUUUGGAAACUGUACAGCUGGAAACUCUGCAACUGAGCCUUACAUUGCUGCUCAUCACUUGAUUUUAGCUCAUGCUGCAGCGGUCAAAAGAUACCGUCAUAAAUAUCAUGCCAAUCAAAAGGGAAGAAUUGGAAUACUGCUGGACUUUGCCUGGUUUGAACCUCUAACAAGAUCAAGGGCUGACAACCAAGCAGCUCAAAGAGCAAGAGACUUUUCUCUUGGAUGGUUCUUGCACCCACUUGUAUACGGUGAGUAUCCAAGAACAAUGCAAGAAAUCGUCGGAGAAAGGCUUCCAAAGUUCAAUAAAAGGGAGAUAAACAUUGUUAAAGGCUCCUAUGAUUUUAUUGGUAUCAACCAAUAUACGACAUACUACAUGUAUGAUCCACAUCAGCCUAAGCCCAAUGUGACUGGUUACCAACAGGACUGGAAUGUUGGCUUUGCUUUUGAAAAGAAAGGAGUCCCUAUUGGUCGCCGGGCACACUCCUUCUGGCUCUAUGAAGUUCCAUGGGGUAUCUACAAGGCUAUAACAUAUGUAAAAGAGCGUUACGGGAACCCUAAUGUAAUUCUAUCAGAAAAUGGAAUGGAUCAACCUGGAAAUGUCACGCUGCAGGAAGGCUUGAAUGAUGGGGAGAGAAUACACUACUACAGAGGAUAUUUAACCAAACUAAAGAAAGCCAUUGAUGAAGGAGCAAAUGUUACUGGUUAUUUUGCGUGGUCAUUGCUUGACAACUUUGAAUGGUUAUCAGGAUAUACAUCUAGGUUUGGCAUAGUUUAUGUUGAUUAUGAAGACAACCUCAAAAGAAUCCCCAAGAUGUCAGCAAAUUGGUUUAAGAAACUGCUUCAUAGAGAGAAGUAUUAGGUUUGGCUGGUAGACGGUUUGGUUCUUGUUUGAUGCAUCCCAUGUUGAAUUUGCUAUUUUAUAAUAUAUGAAUAAUAAUUGAAUAAAUUUUUUUAAUCAAA
This is a messenger RNA of Rubroshorea leprosula, 1674 nucleotides long. NCBI's taxonomy places the organism in Eukaryota, Viridiplantae, Streptophyta, Magnoliopsida, Malvales, Dipterocarpaceae. The record is from the annotation of a GenBank genome assembly.